Molecule: messenger RNA, 789 nt
Organism: Brettanomyces bruxellensis
Lineage: Eukaryota; Fungi; Ascomycota; Pichiomycetes; Pichiales; Pichiaceae
Exons: 1
Coding region: 1-789 (262 amino acids)
Source: RefSeq, a predicted model, not a curated record
AUGUCUGAUAAUGAAUCGGAUCAGUCGGUAGACAGUGCUUAUAUAGACACUCUCAAAUCACAAAUCGCAGAAAAGAAAGAAUUACUACAAGUAGCAAAAGAACUACUUCAGAAGACUUCGAAUAAAAAGCAGGAAAAUGACCCCAGAGAUGAAAUAUUGUCGUUAAUUGAGGUUCUCAAGAGGCUUCCGUACAACCCUGCGAGAAAUGAUGUUGUUGAUGUUUCGUUGGCCAAGGCACAACUUACGAGUGAGAAUGAAAGUUUAGACAGAUUGAUAAAGCAACUCAAGGAUGCAAAUUCGAACGAUCUAGAAGGACAGGAGGAUAUUCAUAGGAAGCUUUUGGUGCUUUAUGAUAGGUUGGAUAAGUUUCUUGACAAAGAUCUGAGCGAAAAGGAGAGAAAAAGAACGGAGUUGCUAGAGUUAAGGCAAGAUGAUAAAACCAUGGAUGACUACGUGGAGGAGAAGUAUACAACUCUUGAAGAGCACAUUCAGAAUCUUCGAACCCGGUCACUCAAAUUGACGGAAUUUACGAGAAUCUUGGUGGACGAAUACAUAUUAAAAAACGAGCUACCAGUUUUUGAGUCGGAUGAACAACUCCAGCAUAAGAAGCGGAAGUUUCUCCAGCUUCUUGAAUUACUACUUAACAACAAGCUCAUGUCUCCUGAAAAUGGACGUGAAAAAACUGUUUUGGUUGCAAGUAAGGAUGAUCCGUUGAUUAGAUACUUGCUUGUGAACAAUAUUGCUACUGUGGAUCGGCUGGAUAGUAAUCGAAUAAGGUUGAUGAUGUGA